This is a messenger RNA of Juglans regia (Persian walnut), 5057 nucleotides long. Its product is annotated as disease resistance protein RPV1-like. The transcript has 10 exons. The record is from RefSeq and is a predicted model, not a curated record. Gene Ontology annotation, biological process: signal transduction; defense response. Gene Ontology annotation, molecular function: ADP binding. Lineage: Eukaryota; Viridiplantae; Streptophyta; Magnoliopsida; Fagales; Juglandaceae. The coding region runs from base 11 to 3502 and encodes 1163 amino acids.
GUUUGAGAGCAUGACUUCUUCCAUGGCCUUUCAAUUAGGAGCUUCUUCCUCUUCUUCAUCUUCUUCAUCUCCUUCCAUCAGUUCAUGGAAUCAUGAUGUAUUCUUGAGCUUUAGAGGUAAAGAUGUUCGCCACAAGUUUAUUUCUCAUCUAGAUCGUGCUUUACUUCAAAGUGGAAUCAAGACUUACAAAGAUAGCAUCGACCUUGAAAGAGGAGAGGAAAUUCUAUCAGAACUUUUCAAAGCUAUUGAAGAGUCACAGAUUUCGAUUAUUGUAUUCUCUAAAAACUAUGCUGAAUCCAGAUGGUGCUUAGACGAGCUAUUGAAAAUUCUUGAGUGGAAGAAAAUAAUGAAACAAAUUGUUCUACCAAUAUUCUAUAAAGUAAAACCAUCGGAAGUACGAAAACAAAAAGGAAGAUUUGGAGAAGCAUUCACUAAACUUGAAGAGAAAAUCAAGGAUGACAUAAAGUCGCCGCUGGAAUCCUGGAAGAAAGCUUUAGAAGAAGUAGCUAAUUUGUCUGGGUUGGAAUAUUUAGCCGGGGAUGAUGAGUCAGAAUUUAUCCAAAAAGUCAUUUUGUGGGUGAACCCAAAAAUAGUAAAUCGAACACCUUUAAGUGUUGCCAAGCAUCCAAUUGGAAUAGAAUCUCGUAUACGAGACAUUUAUCAGCAUUUAAGUAUCGAAAGGAAUGAUAUUAUACUCGUGGUAGGGAUAUUCGGAACUGGUGGAAUUGGGAAGACAACUAUUUCAAGCGAUAUUUAUAACAAGAUGUCUUCUCAAUUUGAAGGAAGUUGUUUCUUGAGAAAUAUUAGAGAAAUUUCAAAACAAGUGGGAGGCCUGAUUCACCUACAAAAUACACUUCUUUUCGAGAUCUUAAGAACAAAAUUGGAUAUUAAUGAUGUUGAUAGAGGAGUUGGUGUAAUUUGGCAUAGACUUCAAUCUAAAAGGAUUCUAUUAAUUCUUGAUGAUGUGGAUGACAUGGUCCAACUAGAAAAAUUAGCUGGAGAUCGUGCUUGGUUUGGUUCAGGAAGUAGAAUCAUCAUAACAACAAGAGAUCAACAUUUAUUAAAUAUCUUUAAAGUUGAUUCAAAAUACGAGGUGAUGACUUUGGAUGACAAUGAAGCUCUUGAGCUGUUUAGCUUGUAUGCUUUCGAGGAAAAAGAACCGUUGAGGGAUUAUGUGGACCUCUCUAAACAAGUGACAAAAUAUGCUCAAGGCCUUCCACUAGCUUUAAUAGUGCUAGGUUCGGAUCUAAAAUGCCAAAAUAUACAUCAAUGGAAAAGUGCAUUGGAUAAGUAUAAAAACAUUCCCCACCAAAACAUUCAGAGAGUACUUCAAAUAAGUUAUGAUAGUUUGGAAGAUAGCGAGAAAGACAUAUUCCUUGAUAUUGCAUUUUUCUUCAAAGGAGAACCUUUGGCUGAUGUCGUGGAAAUAUUUGAAAGUUGCCAUUUUUUUCCGGUUCAUGGUAUCCAGAAGCUUAUAGACAAGUGUCUUAUUACUGUUAAUGAUUGUGAUGAUAAAUAUGUUUGGAUGCAUGACUUGCUACAAGAUAUGGGUAAAGAAAUUGUUCGAGAAAAAUCAUCCAAAGAUCCUAGCAAACGCAGUAGAUUGUGGUUUCACGAGGAUGUUCGUCAAGUGUUGGAAGAAGAUUAUAUGGGGCCAAACCAAAUUGAAGGCAUAGUAGUAGAUUUACCUGAAGGCGAUGAGGAGAUAAGCUUGCAUCCGGAAGCAUUUCGACAUAUGAAAAAACUUAGAGUGUUUAUAAAUCGUAAUGCACGUUUUUCUUGUGCACCCAAUUAUCUCUAUGACAAGUUAAGAGUCCUUGAUUGGUAUAACUAUUCUUUAUCAUAUUUGCCACAAAAUUUUCAAGGGAAGAAUCUCAUUGUCUUUAGAAUGCGUCAUAGCCUCAUCAAGAAGUUUGGGGACGGAUUCAAGCCCAAGAAUUUGACGAUCAUGGCUUUCAAGUCUUGCAGUCACUUAAUAGAAAUUCCGGAUCUUUCAAGCACUUCUAAUUUGAAGGAAUUGACAAUCGAAUCUUGUCACAGACUAGUUAAGGUGCAUGAUUCCGUUGGAUCCCUAGAAAAGCUUUCUGAUCUGAGUUUUGGGAAAUGCUCUAAACUCCGAAUGCUUCCAAGAAGCCUUAAGUUGAGAUCUUUACGCAAGCUUAGUCUUCGUAACUGCUCAAGCCUUCGUGAUCUUCUUGAAAUCGAGUGUAAAAUUAAGUCUUUACGUAGAUUGGUUCUAUAUGGCUCUGCAGUAGAAGUACUACCUCUAUCCAUCGGGAACCUCGUUGGACUUGAGGAAUUAUAUCUAUCGUACUGCCAAAACCUUAUGUGUCUCCCAAUUGCUUCCAUCCAGUUGAAACAUUUAGGCAAGCAUGGUAUUGGUGGUUGUACAAAUAUUGUAAAGAAGAUGAGGGAGGAUGGACAAUCCUGUGAUCUUCCUAAUGAUUCUACAACAGUGGAAGAAGAGAUAUCAAAUUCAAGCAAUGGGAGCACUGCAUUACAACUAUCAAAUCUUCAAAUUAGUUGUUCCCAUUCAGAAUCAAAUUUCUUUCCACUAUACAGUUUCUUUACCAUGUUUAAUUCCUCGACCAGUUUGCGUUCGUUAUAUCUAGCGGGGCUUGAAAUUGUUAGCCUUCCCACCAGCAUCAAAGGAUUCGUUACACUAGCUCAUCUUAACUUGAGCCAUUGUAAGAAACUCGAAGAAAUACUACAGCUUCCACCAAAUAUAAGACGAGUAGAUGUUGAGGGAUGCAAGUCACUAGAAAGAUUUGGAGAAGUAUCAAAAAUAUUGGAAUUCAAUGGAAGCCACAUCCGAUCGCUAGGAAUAAUUGGAUUAACCGGCUGCGACAAAAUGCAUGUGAAUAUAUGGAGUGAUAAAGUGCAAAAUCCUUUAUUGUGGAAGGGACUCUAUGAUUAUGAUGCUACUUUGUUUCCUAAAACUCAUAUUCCAGACUGGUUCAGUUAUGUUCAUGAGUUUUUAAAAGAUAAUGAAAUGGUGAAGGGGCCUGAUGAUCAUAUCGGACCGAGGGAAAAAGAAGAGUGGGUAAUAGAUAUUGAGGGGCCACACUAUUUGGAGGAGAUAAGCGGAAUUGUAUUAUAUGUCGUAAUAUUUUUAUUUUUUAAUGAUACUAUGAGGUGUAAGAGAAUUUGUCGUGCUGCUAAGAUAACCAGUAACGGCUCAAAUGAUGUAUGCCGUAUUCAAGAUGGGGUACAAUUGGUUAAUAUUGAUUGGUACAAAAAGGGAAAUAGGACUGGAUAUCAUGUAUGGGUGGGGUACUCCAAUUUACAAUCUUUUGACCUCAAGGUUUUGGACAAUUUGCGAGUUCAAUUUUAUCCCAAAAGUCAUCUUUAUGCUGGGAUGGUGCCGUUUUAUGAAAGUUAUAGAGCCAAAGUGGUAUACAAGAAUGAAAGGAGAGCAAAUAAAAAAAAAGAAGAAGAGAUGAAGCCAAUGUUGCAAAAACUCCUGAUCAACAGAAAUUCAAUUAAUGAUAACCCCAAGUAAAUAGUAUGUCGGAUGCAUUGAAGCAGGGCCACGAUGAUAGUAUGUCGGAUGCAUUGAUGCAGGGCCAUGUUGAUAGCAUGCCGGAUGCAUUGAGGCAGGGCAACUAUCAUAUAAAAAGAUGCUUUUUGAGGUUUGUUGCAACAGGCAAAAGGGUAAUGAAAUCCCAGAACUUACUGGAGGAAUUGAAUAAAUUAAUAGAAGACAAGGGAGACUCAUGAGAGGUUUUGGAGGGCCUACUUGGUUACAUCCUGUGUUCCACCCAGGAGGCAACAUUUGUUCCACCAUAUGUUGCUCUUGCCAUAAGACGAAAUCCCGGAUUCUGGGAAUUUGUUAAGGUGAACUCCGAGGACUUGUCAGUAGACGCUAUUACUGCUUCGGAAUACUUGAGAUUCAAAGAAGUGGUCUUCGAUGAAAACUGGUAAUUAAGUGUGACUUGGGAGAGAAACUGACAUGAUAAACUUGCAUAUAGCAGAGUGAGAAAACCAUUGGGAAGAUGAUUUUGCAAUGACUGGAAAUUAUCAUGUAGUUUUCUUGAAAACAUGGAUUUGUAUAACCCUGAAAUUUAUGUAUUUUAACAAAAAAUAUUUGAGUUUUUUCACUCUCAUGAACUUGGUACUUGAUCUUGUUGAUAAAAAAAAUUGCUAUAUGAGAUGUGAUGUGCCAGGGCGAAUGAUGAAAAUGCCUUGGAGAUAGAUUUUGGAGUCAUUGACUUAUCCACUCCUCGCAUGACCCUUGCUUCAUCUAUCGGAAAUGGUGUCAGCUUCAUCUCAAAGUUCGUGACCUCAAGGCAACAUGGGAAUCCUGAGAGUGCAAAGCCACUCCUCGAGCACUUACAAGCUCUAUAUUAUAAAGAAGAGGUUUAAGGAGUGGGGCUUUGAGAAAGGUGGGGGAACACUGCAGAAAGCCUUCAGGAGAUGUUAGGAUGCUUGCUGAGGUACUCCAAGCACCAGAACUCCUGAUCUAUAGUGAUCAUGGAAAUUUGGUGGCUGCUUUGAUGGCUAGCAAACUUGGAAUAACUCAGGGAACUAUUGCUCAUACUUACGAAAAAAACAAGUAUAUAUGAAGAUUCAGAUGCUAAAUGGAAGGAAUUAGACCCCAAGCAUCACUUUUCAUGUCACUUCACAGCUGACAUAAUUUCGAUGAAUGCAGCAGAUCAGGGAGGCCCAGCAGAAAUAAAAAAGAUGCAUGCCUUGAUAGAGAAAUACGAACUUUAUGGAGAGCCAUACCGCUGUAUUGCUGAUACAAAAGGAGCUUUUGUACAUCCAGCAUUGUACGAGAAUUUCGGUCUAACAGUCGUGGAGGCAAUGAGCAGCGGAUUACCCAUCUUUGCAACAGAUCAGGGAGGCCCAGCAGAAAUUAUUCUAAUAGUUUAAUGUGUUGUUAAAUUUUAAUAAAAAUUUAUUUUGUAACGAUUAUCUUUUAAAUUGCAAACGUUUGGAUUAAAGCAUUAAUAUAGAUUUUUACUUGCAUGCCGUUGCAGAUUUUCUUACAUUAAUCUAUUUUGUAAUUAUCUUGAAAGCUGUUUGUAAUAAAUUUUGGUUGAUUUAGUGUUUUA